Ipomoea triloba (trilobed morning glory) is the source of this 2691-nucleotide messenger RNA. RefSeq names its product zinc finger CCCH domain-containing protein 1-like. Gene Ontology annotation, biological process: snoRNA splicing. Gene Ontology annotation, molecular function: metal ion binding. Bases 1465 to 2454 code for a protein of 329 amino acids. The transcript has 5 exons. Gene Ontology annotation, cellular component: U2-type spliceosomal complex. NCBI's taxonomy places the organism in Eukaryota, Viridiplantae, Streptophyta, Magnoliopsida, Solanales, Convolvulaceae. The record is from RefSeq and is a predicted model, not a curated record.
CAACAAAAGAAACCACAGAAGAAAGAGAAUACUUUUUAAGGAUUCCAUAGUUGUCUGAUUCUACAAAGAAUAUUGCACAUUUGAAGAGUCAUUUGGGCCUUCCUUUAGAAUUCCAUGACACAAUUUGCCGUCGAUACCUACUGUAUUUCAAGGUGGUUGAAACUGGACGAGGGCCCCCAUUAGAGUUGACUCAUGGGGAUCCAGAACUUGCUGUUUCUGCCUGCUGCAGAGCUUCAGAAGAAGAAAACAGGCAACAAGAGCUGUAAGAGAGAAUUUUGAUUAUUGAUAGAGUGCCGAGGUUCAAUUGGGUGAAGCUACCCAAGGGUUCAAAGGGUGAGAUUAGAAGAAUAUGUCAGUUCAGAGAUAUGCCCUAUAUUUCACCCUACUCUGACUUCUCUGAGAUAAGGUCCGGCACCCCUUAGAAAGAGAAACAUGGUUGUGGUGUUGUGCAUGAGUUCUUGAGCCUCACAGUGGAAAAAAAGAACUCUUGUUGAUCAUCUCACUCAUUUUGGAGAUGAAUUUAGAUUUUCCCAGCAGUUGAGAGGGAUGUUGAUAAGGCACCCGGAUAUGUUUUAUGUCUCUCUAAAAGGUACUAGGCACUCGGUUUUUCUUCCUGAAGCAUAUCACGAUUCUCAAUUAACAGAGAAAGGUAGAUUAUUACUUAUCAAGGAAAAUAUGUGUUCCCUUGUUUCUGUUCAACGAUUUGCAUGGAGAGGCAUAGGGAAGUGUGAUGCGGAUAAAAUAGAUGGAACUAAAUCCAAAGAUGAAGGCAGAGAGGAAGGUCAAGAGGGGUUAGACAUUGAUAAUUUACUAAGUGAUGGAUUUGAUGAAGAUGGUGAGGCAACUAUGAUGACAAUGGUGAAGAUUUUGAAGAUGAUUGGAGCUAUGAAGAUGAUGAUUUACCCCCUAACUUCACUGAUGAUGAUGAAAUUAUAAACCUAGACAAUGUUAAAUCAAGCAGAAUGGUUGAUGACCCAAUAAAAAAGUAUGAGAAGAUUCUUGUACCUGUUUUCCCGAUGGUCGGCCAAGAGAACGGUGGUGAUAACAUAUGGAAACUUGAUAUUUUAAUCUUUCAUCUUUUGCCAUUGGAUGUCCAGAAAGAUAGUAAUGCAUUGAAAAGUAUGCGGUUCAAUUGUCCAAAAGCUCUGUGUUUUUGGGAGAAUGUUAUUUCUGAAUGCAGUUUGCUUCUUGGAGACCCUUAUCAGAUGGUACUGCCUUUACUGGAGAGUGAAAGAAAUUAUUUGUACAAGCUUCACUUCAAUUUUGUUGGACAUGGGUGCCAUUCUUCCUGUGUUAAUGAUAUAUACUCUUCUGCUAGCUUGUGGAUUUAGUUUCUGAUUGCUCGUAAGUUCCGGCACCCCUAAUAAAUUUUUCUGCCAACUCCAAGAAGAAGAUUAGAAGGGAAAACCCCAGGUCAGGCAAGAUAUCCGUACUUCCUAAAGUAGCAGUUUAGACACGCUUCCAAUGGCCGAGGGACCUGAGAAAGCUAAUUCUGAUGACCCUCAACAGACAGUUUGCAGUUUCUUCAGAAAGCCAUCGAAGGCCAAAAACAUCAGAAAACGUACUGCCAUUGAAGAGGGUGAGAAUGAAGAUGGAGAUUCGAAAGACGAGACUUCGGUAGUAUUUAAUAAGAAGAAGCCAGCAGUUGCUGACAACAAGCUCCACUUUUCUACUGGGCCCUCAAAGCGGGAGAUAACCUCAGAAUCUGAUGCAGGUUCUAAAAAGUCACUUUUUCAGUUUGAGUCUUCGAGGGAGAUUCAGGUUCAGAAUGAUAAUAAAGCAACUGCUACGCUGGAAACUGAGACCGAGUUCUCAAAAGAUGCCCGGGCAAUUAGGGAGCGAGUUCUCAAGCAAGCAGAAGAGGCCUUGAAAGGGAAAAAUGAGAACACUGGGGAUGAGAAAUUGUAUAAGGGGAUACAUGGAUAUACGGACUACAAGGCAGGUUUCCGGAGAGAGCACACAAUUUCCAGCGAGAAAGCUGGUGGAUCACAUGGUCCUCUUAGAGCUUCUGCUCACAUUAGAGUUUCUGCCAGGUUUGACUAUCAGCCAGAUGUCUGUAAGGACUACAAAGAAACUGGAUAUUGUGGCUAUGGAGACUCAUGCAAGUUUAUGCAUGAUCGAGGGGAUUAUAAGUCGGGAUGGCAGCUGGAAAAGGAGUGGGAUGAAGCAGAGAAAGCCAAGAAGAGAAGAAUGGAAAUGGGAAUGCUCGAUGAUGAUGAAAGUGCAGAGCAGAGUGAUGAUGAUGAAGAUGAUGCGAUACCCUUUGCAUGUUUCAUCUGUAGGCAACCUUUUGUCGACCCCGUUGUGACAAAGUGCAAGCACUACUUCUGUGAGCAUUGUGCAUUAAAGCAUCAUGCAAAAAAUAAGAAGUGCUUCGUGUGCAACCAGCCUACCCUUGGGAUAUUCAAUACUGCUUUUGAGAUACGCAAGAAGAUGGCUGCUGAAGGAAAAUGAGGAACCUUGUCGUUCUUCUGUUAACCGUGUGUCUGGAAAACUUCUUGGGAGAAUUCUCUCUUACUAAUAUUUACACAACCAUCAUCUUUGUUCACAUACAUGUUUUGGGUAAUGAAUCUCUUGUUAAAGAGGCUUGGCCUUGAGGUUGAAGUGUAUUGAGUAACAAAAUGACUUCAUUGUAAUUAAGUUGAUUCUUCAGAGUAUAGAUGCCUGGGAUCCAUCCAGCUAAUUUGUACU